Molecule: messenger RNA, 722 nt
Organism: Bactrocera oleae (olive fruit fly)
Lineage: Eukaryota; Metazoa; Arthropoda; Insecta; Diptera; Tephritidae
Source: RefSeq, a predicted model, not a curated record
AGAAGAUUUUUGUAUAAAUUCCAAGUUAUCGGCGAUUCGCCUUCAAUAUUAAGUAAUCAGCUAUCUUGAAGCAGCUAACAUGAAUCAAACGAAACGGAUUUAUCCACUCGCAAUAUUAUUAAAAACUCUGUUAGUCAGUUUGGCUGUUUCCAGAGUAAGUGGUACUUUUAAAAAGAAUCCAUUUCUGCCACCCGCACCGCAACAGCCUGCAUAUUAUCAUCCAGCCCCGGCACCGCCACCAGUUGUAUACCACCCAGCACCUGCACCGCCCCCAGUGGUUUACCAUCCAGCGCCACCACCGCCACCGCAAAGGUCGCCUCAAAUCAUCAUAGUACCUGUGCAAACGUAUCCCGCACAUCCACCGCCCCGACCGGCACCUGUUCAUCCCGCCCCGCCGCCACCGCGUCCAGUACAUCCACCACCGCGUCCAGUACAUCCACCAACACAUCCAGUACAUCCACCACCACGUCCAGUGCAUCCACCACCACGCCCAGUGCAUCCAGCACCACGCCCAGUGCAUCCAGCACCAGUCUAUACUCAACCAGCACCACCAACGAAGGUGUUCCAACCCACUUUGGUUAUACAGCCAAUUCUAUAUCCUGGCGGUAGAGGCGGCGGUGGAGGAAAAGGGUGCAACUGUCAUAGCAUGUAGAAAAGGUGAACCAAUAUAUUCAAAAUAAAAGUAAACCUAUAGGUACAUAAAUAAAUCGUAGACCUGCAAA